Messenger RNA from Arabidopsis arenosa, 2748 nucleotides. Lineage: Eukaryota; Viridiplantae; Streptophyta; Magnoliopsida; Brassicales; Brassicaceae. The record is from the annotation of a GenBank genome assembly.
AAUGGUCAUCGAAUAGAGUCCUGAGUCCCAAUCCAAAACAUUUCAAAGACAAAUCAAAUUCGUACGAUAUGGCCGGUCUUCGAGCGAAGACGUUAAUGUUCGUUCUGGUGGCCGCGUUAGCGACCCUUGAUCGCACAUUUGUGGAGGCAGACUUCAGCAAGAAUAUGAUAGUUACAUGGGGCAAAGAGCAUAUUGGUAUGACUGGUGGCAACCUUCGGCUUGUCCUAGACAAAUCUGCAGGAUCUGCUAUUCGAUCAAAGGUGGCUCAUUUGUUUGGAAGCGUAGAAAUGUUCAUCAAACUUGUGCCAGGGGAUUCUGCUGGAACCGUUGUAGCCUAUUACUUAUCUUCUACGGGAACUGCACACGAUGAGAUAGACUUUGAGUUCCUAGGAAAUGCGACUGGUCAGCCGUACACGAUCCACACCAACUUAUAUGUUCAAGGGAAAGGAAACCGCGAGCAACAAUUCCGGCCAUGGUUCAACCCGACCACUGGUUUCCACAACUAUACCAUCCAUUGGAACCCAUCAGAAAUUGUGUGGUUCGUCGAUGGAACUCCGAUCAGAGUUUUUAGGAACUACGAGAAAGAAGGAAUCGCAUACCCGAACAAGCAAGGUAUGAAAGUGUUUUCGAGUCUAUGGAACGCAGACGAUUGGGCAACACAAGGAGGUCGAGUGAAGACUAACUGGACGCUAGCACCAUUUGUGGCCGAGGGUCGUAGGUACAGGGCAAGAGCUUGCUUGUGGCAGGGAUCAGUCAGCAUCAACAAAUGCGCAGACCGAACUGUGACGUCUAAUUGGUGGACAUCACCAUCGUUUAGCCAGCUCACUCCUUUGCAGCUCACAAAGAUGAAAAAGAUAAGAGAUGGUUUCAUGAUCUAUGAUUAUUGCAAGGACACUAACAGGUUUGGAGAUUCGUUUUUGAUCGGAACUGCCAUGGAACGUAUCAUCGGCGGCAAGUACAAGCUCGGCCGGAAGAUCGGCGGUGGUUCUUUCGGAGAGAUUUUUCUAGCUACGCACGUCGAUACCUUCGAGAUCGUAGCUGUUAAGAUCGAGAACAGUAAAACAAAGCAUCCUCAACUUCUAUAUGAAGCCAAGCUAUAUAGAAUUCUUGAAGGAGGAAGUGGAAUUCCGCGUAUAAAAUGGUUUGGAGUGGAUGGAACAGAGAAUGCUUUAGUGAUGGAUUUGCUAGGGCCAAGUCUCGAAGAUCUAUUUGUGUAUUGUGGGAGGAAAUUCUCACCUAAGACAGUCUUGAUGUUGGCUGAUCAAAUGCUAACGAGAAUAGAAUUUGUACAUUCCAAAGGAUAUCUGCAUAGAGAUAUAAAACCUGAUAACUUCCUCAUGGGCCUAGGUCGGAAAGCAAAUCAGGUUUAUCUAAUUGACUUCGGACUUGCUAAAAGAUAUCGUGAUGCCAACACCAACCGCCACAUCCCUUACAGGGAAAACAAAAAUUUAACAGGAACUGCACGAUAUGCUAGCUGCAAUACACAUCUUGGAAUUGAGCAAAGUCGACGGGAUGACCUAGAAUCGCUGGGAUAUGUGCUUCUGUAUUUCCUAAGAGGAAGUCUUCCAUGGCAGGGUCUUAAGGCUGUUGACAAGAAGCAAAAAUAUGAUAAAAUCUGUGAGAAGAAGAUAUCAACUCCUAUUGAGGUUCUAUGCAAAAAUCACCCUGUGGAGUUUGCUUCAUAUUUUCAUUACUGCCAUACACUGACAUUUGAUCAGCGCCCAGAUUAUGGAUUCUUGAAGCGGCUUUUUCGUGAUUUAUUUUCGCGGGAAGGAUAUGAGUUCGACUAUAUAUUUGACUGGACUAUUAUAAAGUAUCAACAAGCACAGAAAUCUAGAAAUCAGUCUCAGGCAGUUCCUGGGUCUAGCAAUGCUCGUGCAAUGCCAGUGGACUCAAGCAAUCAUCGGGGAGGACCAAAUAUUUCUUAUGAAGCCGAGGCCUCUGAACGCGUGAGAUCGGCUAAUGCCAUUGGUCCAAGCCCACAGAUAAAUAAUAAUACUGCUGCAGGGAGGACUCUGGGGUCUGAUCACCCUGUCCACAAGAAUAUGAACAUGCCAUCCACUUCAUUAACUCCUGCGGGUACCUCAAAAAGAAAUCUCGGACCUGAGACCUCAAAUUCUGGGUAUGGGAGUGGGAAUAGAACCGGCUGGACUUCCUCAUUCAUGUCUCCAGAGAAAUGAUGCAAAGAAAAUGUAGCUUUAUUCUGAAAUGAUGAGUGAGAUUAUGCGCUGUUACUGUGAGGCAUGCUCUUAUUGCACCUCUGCAACUACAGCAGAAAUCAGAACUCGGUGUCACUAACACCUUUGUAUCUCCUCCACCUUUGGCUGGAAGAAAAAUGCAAAUGGUUUCUAUGUAAAUUCUCUGAAGUGUGUGGACAAGAAGGCGUUGGUUGAAGCAUUUGUGUUUACACACACAAGACAUGAAGUGUAUGUUUGCUUUUUCAUUCAAGAUUUUCCCCAACCUUUGUAUAAUUCUUACACCCGGAUGUGUAAUCUUUGUUAUGUGAUUCAUAUAUAUCAUUUUUUAGCUACUCUGUGCUAUGUGACCAAUAACCUUGUGCUGCAGCUUGAUAUAUGUAUACAUGUUUAAUGGAUAGCAACAUUCUUUGCAGAAAUCCAGAGCCAAGCUUGAGCUGAGAUGGUCUUCAAAAGGCUUAGCAGUGCACAGGUUUUUGAGGAAAGAGUUUGAGAGUCAACAUGGGAUUUGAAUAACUCGAGAGAUAACGAGUAAGAAACUAUUCUGGGAGAG